Diaporthe amygdali is the source of this 810-nucleotide messenger RNA. RefSeq lists its product as uncharacterized. The transcript has 3 exons. Bases 1 to 810 code for a protein of 269 amino acids. Lineage: Eukaryota; Fungi; Ascomycota; Sordariomycetes; Diaporthales; Diaporthaceae. The record is from RefSeq and is a predicted model, not a curated record.
AUGGUCUCAAACAAGACGACAAGCACACGCGGCGGCCAGCGUAGUAGUGAUAACAUGACACUGGCAACGGCAACCUCGUCGUUGUCGGCCAACACGAGACGGACAGCACCGCCGAAAGCAACACCGAAAGCGACAUCGAAAGCGACACCGACAGCACCACCGGCAUCAACAACAAUAUCAGCAACAUCAGCAUCGGCACGAUCCGCGGCAAGUGUGCCGCGCACUCAGUCAAAUACUCGGUGGGAGCAGAAAUGCUUGGUUGUUAUUUCGGGAUUCCCCUGCAUCGGCAAGUCCUCCUUAAAAGAACAGAUGAAGAAUGAUGGCAUGUGGUCUGAAAAAUAUCAAAUUUGUGACUUGGACUCGUCAAAUUUCAAAUCCAAGGACAGCAAGACCUUGGACUCGGACAAAUAUAUUGCCGAGAUCAAGAAGAAGGCGGGGAUCCAGGGCGCGAUUGUGCUCAUCAGCACCCACCAGGAGACUCGUCGAAAAUGUGCUGAAGCAGGUGUGAAAUACUCUCGGGUGUUCCCAGCGAAUAUUCCAGGAGCAAAGGAGGAAUGGCUGAAAAGAGAGGAGAAUCGAAAUGGGAAGGAAAGCAACCUAUGGAAGGCGAUGGAUAGUCACUGGAGGAAAUUGAUGGAGAUCGAUAAUGGCUCACAAGCUUUCACGGGGGAGGAUGAUUAUUCUCCCAAACACUCGCUCAACAAGGGCAAGUAUUUGAGCCACAUCAUCGGACAUGUCAUUGGGCGAUCGAAAGAAUUUGCGGCAGAGCGGUCAGGCGUGACAAUUGGCCAAGGCAGUCGCAGUAACUAG